This is a messenger RNA of Vombatus ursinus (common wombat), 1187 nucleotides long. RefSeq names its product biogenesis of lysosome-related organelles complex 1 subunit 3-like. Gene Ontology annotation, cellular component: BLOC-1 complex. Bases 364 to 954 code for a protein of 196 amino acids. The transcript is spliced from 2 exons. NCBI's taxonomy places the organism in Eukaryota, Metazoa, Chordata, Mammalia, Diprotodontia, Vombatidae. The record is from RefSeq and is a predicted model, not a curated record.
GAGCCCACCCAGCACUUCUAUUGGCACAGGGCAACUUCCAUGCGAAUUGCGGCCUCCUCUUCCUCCCUCCGAGCCUAAAGCUCAUAGGUCGAGACGCUUUUGACGUCAUGUCCAUACCAUCCUGUGGUCAGGGUGGGCGUGGCUACACAGCUCCUCGGUGCACCCCCAUUGGCCAAUUAAUAUUCCACCAACCCUUCGCCGUCAUUGAUCAUGUCACGUGAUCUAGGCCCGCUAGGUCCUUGCUCAUUGGCGGAGCUCGAAAGGAGCAAGCCCCACGUGACUCUCCCUCCCCUCCAAAUCCCUGAAAGCUGCAAGUGGAGAAAGCUCGGAGCUCCAGCCACCCGCUCCUGGGCCUGAGAAGCCAUGGCUUCCCGGGCCGUCGGAGGGUUGCGAGGUCGGCGACCCGAGACUGUGGUGCGUGGGGAGGCGAUCGAGACGGACUCGGCGGCAUCGUCGUCAGAAGAAGAGGAGCUGUACCUGGGCUCUGCCCCGCCGUGCCGGGGCCGCCCCACUGGGCUGCGAGUAGCCGGGGAAGCGCCUGAGACCGACUCUGAGGAGGAGCCGGCGACCCUGGUGGCCCACGCGGAUCUGCCCCCGCUCGUGGUGGUUCGGGGACCAGAGUGGGCAGAAGAGGAGGCUCCCGCAGCGCCCGCGCUCCCUGCGUCGGGCCGGGCCUCGCUGCUGCAACAGCGGCUGGCUGAGAGCCAGGCUCGCCUGGGCCACGACGUGAGCGCGGCGGUGCGUGGUGUGUACCGGCGAGCUGGCCUCGAUGUCGCCGGCCUGGCGGCCCGUCUGGCCGCCGCGCAGGCCGUGGGCUUGGCGGCGGCCCACAGCAUCCGCCUGGCCCGCAGCGACCUCUGCGCCCUGGCCGAGCGCCUGGACAUUGUAGCCAGCUGCCGCCUGCUGCCUGACAUCCAAUCUCCAGCUGAGCCGGGCCCCAGCCCCCGGGCAUAGUGGAGGCGCAGCCCUCCUCUCCUGUGUCCCACCCUCACUGUGGUUCCCAAGGCCUAGUGUCCCUUGAUGGCUUCUCUGAAGAGGCUUGGUACGGGCCCUCCCGGUGGUCCUCCCCUGGUUCAGGGGCCCUCCACUGGGUUGGGGGAUGGGAAGGGCCUGGAAACUGGGAGCACGGACUUGCCUCACCCUCCUUACCCUCACCAGGUUUCAAUAAAAUGUCUUUGGAAAGAGAA